Messenger RNA from Pelodiscus sinensis (Chinese soft-shelled turtle), 1986 nucleotides. NCBI's taxonomy places the organism in Eukaryota, Metazoa, Chordata, Testudines, Trionychidae. The record is from RefSeq and is a predicted model, not a curated record.
ACCCGCGGGCCCCCAUCGUGUGCAGCGUGGCCCCCCCCCUCCCGGCUGCCCCACCCUCCAACGCCGACGAGUCCUUCCUCAAGAGCUCCUGGGCCAGGGAGCAGAUGGUCUACCCAGCAGAAACCACCUACUGGCCGCCCAGGUACCGACCAUCGGACGUGCAAGACCAUCCCCUCUACGACAUCAUUCAAGGCCCUCCCUUGCCUCCUCCCCCCCACGUAGACUCCGAACCAGCUGGGCUUUACGGUGGCUUUCCCUUCCCGCUGGACCAAAGCAACAAACGGGCCCCCAUCCCUCCACGCUACAGCAACCAGAACUUGGAGGACUUCCUGCCAGCCGGCCCCGUGGACCUGCCGGCCUCUCAGUGCCAGAACGAAUACACGGCCAUCAGCUACUACCCUGCCCAGCUGCUGCAGAGCGAGGGGACCCCCUGCCCCCCGGACGCCGGCUGCAAACGGGUGAGCAUGCGUCUCAGCGUGGCCCAGCCGUCCUACGCGGACUGCGAGCCUGGCCUCAGGGCCCAGCCUGCCCCACCCCCAAACUACGAGGGCUCGGACAUGGUGGAAAGUGACUAUGGGAGCUGCGAGGAGGUGAUGUUUUAAUGGGGGCGCGUGCUUGGAACAAGAAGGCAGCCGCUCGAGCUGUGACUGGAACGUGUCCAGAGGGAGACGUAACCGGGGUUUGCUCCCCUCCCGGCUGGGACGGACAACUCUCCCAUGAACAGCUUCCCUGCGCACAGCCGGGCUGUAAUACACCACGGACCCUUCUCCCGGCGUCCUGUUCGGCGCCCCUGCUGUGCUCCAGGGAAUGGCUCUCCGCUGAGCACGAACCACAAAAGCAAGUGCCACAAAGGAAGUUCCCCUGGCUCCAGCAGUCAGCCAUGAAGGCACCACGUCACCCUGCCCCGGGCCGGAGCCUGGGAUGGGGAGAGAGGACCACAGAACUUUGGGACAAUCCGUUGCCAGGGUAGCAGAAGGUGGGCCUGGAUUGGUUACUCACUGUAACCCAGGGAGACAUGAGCCAUGCCUCUGAUGAGGGGCAGCGAGGAUUCUCUUGCGCCUGGCUCCAAGGACUAAUGGUGGGCUAAUCCUUCUCUGAGCAGAAUUUUGACGACAGCCCGCCCCACCGUGCCGUCCAUCCUCCGGGCUGGCGCCUCUCGUGGCCGUGAGCAAGACGCAGGAAUCUAACUGUUACGUUAGUUCAUGUCUGGGCUGGUCUCCCUGCAGCCGUAAAGAGCCCAGAGAAAGGUUCCUUUCUGAGGAGACACGGAGCAAAGAAUUCUGCCUCUCUUACCUACCUCAGGGGCUGGAACAGUUCUUAUAAUGGGGUGCUGAGAGCUCCUGAAUCCAGCUGGAAAGCCUGUAUAUCAUGGAAACCAUCUCAGGCAAGGGAGUUCUACAGCACACCCCUAGUUCUAGCAGCUAUCACAGGUAGCUGGAAGGAGAAGGCACAAGAUAUCCAGACAGGCCCAGAAUUCAGAGCAGGUGUUUGAUUGGACAGUUACUUCCGUCCCUUCCCAUCUGGAAAUCUGCCAGGCUCCAUGUGCACCGCAAGUAUUACCCGUUGUCCACCCACAUCUACAGCAGCCCUCCUGCUGGGGGACACGGCUCCGCUGUCAUCAAAUGAGGGCUUGUGGGUACAGACGGGACCUUGGGGUUCUCGGGCCCAGGGACUCCUGUCUCCGAAAGGCCUGCUGACAGCAGCUCCUGAUGUGCAAUGAACCACAGACAUAUGAAUGCAAGUCCUGUGCGUGUGUGUGUGUCCGUGUGUAUUUGUGCAGCUGUGAAUAUACACACCACAGCCGGGGAGGAGACUGUGCACUGGUCCCUCCCAGGUCCCCUCCCAGAGAGACACAGCGAUGGAACGAGGAUUUCCGAGGGGGUUCGCCUGGCUCGCGGAACGGAUGGUUUCUCUGGGAGUUUUUCAUCUUUGGUUGUGUGCUUGGUUUCUGAACGCAAUUAAAAAGAGAGGAGGGUUUUAUUAUUA